AUGACAAAUAGCAAAAAUGUGGGAGAAGAAGAUUUAGCUGGUUUAAUUAGAUUGCUAACAGAAGAGAAAAAAGAUUUAGCUGGCUUAAUUAGAUCACAAAUAAAAAAGGAAGAUUUGGCUGGUUUAAUUAGACUGCUAAUAAAAAAGGAUGAUGAUGAUGAGGAAUGGGACGAGGAGGAUGAAGAAUGGGACGAGGAUGAAGAUGAUGAUGAUGAUGAUGAGAAAAGAGAAGAAGAGGAAGAGAAUGAUGAUGAUGAUUAUAAGAAAGAAGAUUUAAUUAGCAGCUUAAUUAGAUGGCGAAUAAAAAAAGAAGAGGAGAAAGAUGAUGAGAAAGGGGGGAAAAAAGAGGAUGUUGAUAAUGAUGAGGAAAAGGAAGAAGAGGAUGAGGAUGAUGAUGAG
Messenger RNA from Racocetra fulgida, 399 nucleotides. The record is from the annotation of a GenBank genome assembly. Lineage: Eukaryota; Fungi; Glomeromycota; Glomeromycetes; Diversisporales; Gigasporaceae.